AGCGCCAGAAGAAGAAGAACAGAGUUCUCCAAGAGGUCGCUGCAGCUAAAGCGCUUUACUUCCGGGAUACUGUCAGGAUGAGAUUGUAGCAUCGGCGCUGAGUAAAACCAUAUUCCAGGGUGAUGGGGCCAGAUGGUGCCCCAGGUCCAGCUGUGCCAUGGCGUAAGGUGCUGUGGGAACGCCAGCCUUUUCCAGAUAACUACGUAGACCAGCGGUUCUUGGAGGAGUUACGCAGGAACGAGGGCAUCCGGCAGUACCGUUACUGGGCUGUAGUGAAGGAAGCUGGAUUUGUAGGACAGCAGCUGUCUUGUGUGGCCAUUUUUAUCACCCUCUGGCUCUACAUGGAGCAGGGUCUGCUGCUGCCUGAGACGUUGCUGUGGUCCAGCCUCAUCUGUGCCCUACUGGGUUAUGGACUUCAUCAAGCCUUGACAUCUCGCGUUGAAUCAUGUGGUGAACCCCGCACUCAUCUGGCCGAUUUACAGAGUGCAGCCAUUUUCCUUUCCUUCACCUUUGGCUUCUCGCCAGUUCUUAAGACACUAACAGAGUCUGUGAGUACAGACACUGUGUACGCCAUGUCUGCUUUGAUGCUGCUGGCCCAUUUGGUGUCGUUUCCUUACGCCCAGCCAUCGCCUCCUGGAAGCCUCUCUUUAAAUGCAGCUCUGUUUGCCUCGGUGUGCCUAGCCUCUAGGUUACCCGGAGCUCUGCACACUUUCGCCAUGCUAAGCUGCGCCCUGCUGGUGUUUGCUCUGUGGCCCUGCCUGCUGCAGACGCUGAGGGAGAAUGCCCCUGGCCAUUUUACUGGGGUGUGCAUGGGAGUUUGCAUUGGAGGGAUAGUAGGUCUGGGGUCUCAGACGCUGGGUGGAGCUGUGCUCUUAACCCUGGCUUUAGCAAGUGUAACACUGCUCUGUCCUUUCCUGCUUGUCAGGCUGCAGAGGCACAAAGACAACAUUCAUGGACCCUGGGAUGAGGCUGAGAUUCGUGAGGACCUGAGCCGCUUCCUUCACUAAUAAGCAGCCUAGCACAAGCAGCUCCUAAACAAACUGAUAUUAAAAGUGUAACUGAAUUUUAUAUGAACCAAUUCACUGUCAUAGUGCUGGUUUCUUGGUGCUGUGCAUGUAAAAGGACUAAUUUUAACUGUUUUGUUUUUUUUUAUCACUGGUUCAUGUAUGAUUGGAAAGCAAUGACAAACUAUUAUUCUCUUCCAGGUAGUAUGAGGAUGGUUUUUAAUGUUCAAGCUGCUACUGUUUUGUAAUUUACCUCAGUUUGUGCGAAAGGUCUCAACUAAUAAUAUGACUUGUUACAGGAUGUUAAUGGUUUGCAAAUCUCUGUAAGAAAAAAUGAAAUCACAUAUAAAGGGCUGUAAUUCCA
This is a messenger RNA of Maylandia zebra (zebra mbuna), 1368 nucleotides long. RefSeq names its product phosphatidylinositol glycan anchor biosynthesis, class C (gene pigc). The record is from RefSeq and is a predicted model, not a curated record. Gene Ontology annotation, biological process: GPI anchor biosynthetic process. Lineage: Eukaryota; Metazoa; Chordata; Actinopteri; Cichliformes; Cichlidae. Gene Ontology annotation, cellular component: glycosylphosphatidylinositol-N-acetylglucosaminyltransferase (GPI-GnT) complex; membrane.